Molecule: messenger RNA, 1699 nt
Organism: Phyllostomus discolor (pale spear-nosed bat)
Lineage: Eukaryota; Metazoa; Chordata; Mammalia; Chiroptera; Phyllostomidae
Product: olfactory receptor 2AT4-like
Exons: 1
Coding region: 105-1070 (321 amino acids)
Biological process (GO): G protein-coupled receptor signaling pathway
Cellular component (GO): membrane
Molecular function (GO): olfactory receptor activity; G protein-coupled receptor activity
Source: RefSeq, a predicted model, not a curated record
AGUGAUUUAAACUGUACAGAAUUCUUAUUCCAAACUCCUGGUUUUCCCUGCAUUUUCCAGAUAUUCUGGCUGCCUGUCACCCUGGAACACAGUUCAGUCCUACCAUGGAUGCCACAGCCUGUAAUGGAUCAAGAGACUCUUCACCCAUCUUCUACCUGGUGGGCAUCCCUUCUCUACAGGAGUUCCUCUUCCUCCCUGUCUUCUUCAUCUUCCUGUUCUUCUACCUGCUUAUCCUGGUGGGUAACACCCUGAUCCUGGUGGCUGUGGUAGCAGAGCCCAGCCUCCACAAGCCCAUGUACUUCUUCCUGAUCAAUCUCUCUGCUCUGGACAUCCUUUUAACAACAACCAUCGUCCCAAAGAUGCUGUCCCUACUGUUACUUGGGGAUCGCUUCCUCAGCUUCCCUGCCUGCUUCCUGCAGAUGUAUCUCUUCCAUGGUCUCGGCUGCUGUGAAGCCUUCAUCCUGGUGGUCAUGGCCUAUGACCGCUAUGUGGCCAUCUGCCGCCCACUGCACUAUCCUGUCCACAUGACCCCACAGACCAAUGCUGCCCUGGCAGCCAGUGCCUGGCUGGCUGCCCUCCUCCUGCCCAUCCCAGCAGUGGUGCAGACAUCUCACAUGGCUUUUGGUUCUGUGGCCCAUGUCUACCACUGCUUCUGUGACCACUUGGCUGUGGUCCAGGCCUCCUGCUCUGACACCACACCCCAGACCUUCAUGGGCUUCUGCAUUGCCAUGGUGGUGUCCUUCCUGCCCCUUCUCCUGGUGCUUCUGUCCUAUGCCCACAUCCUGGCCUCGGUGCUUCGCAUUAGCUCCCAGGAAGGACGCUCAAAAGCCUUUUCCACUUGCAGCUCCCACCUCCUGGUGGUUGGCACCUACUACUCCUCCAUUGCCAUAUCCUAUGUGUCUUACAGGGCUGACCUGCCCCUGGACUUCCACAUCAUGGGCAAUGUGGUGUACGCUAUCCUCACACCUGUCCUCAACCCUCUCAUCUACACACUGAGGAACAAGGAUGUCAAAGCAGCCAUCACCAAAAUGGCAUGUCCCCAGGGCCCAGGGCAUUCUGGAGACCUUUGACUUCAGAUGUUGUUAAUUCCAUCCCCAAGAUACCAAUGUGCUAAGAACAGAGAAUGACAUCAAAAUGUUUUUUGAGAGAAAGAAUGGCUUACAUAGCAGGGCCAAAAAUAUACCUUUGAGAAUUCCAUUUCUAUUAAUGAUAGGCAAGAUUAUGAAGUCAACCCUUCAAUGGGAAGAUUAACAAGUGUCAAAUAAACAAAUAUCCAAUAAAUAUAGGAAAGUGUGCAACCUCUUUAGUUAUAGAAGAACAAAUUACAACAACAAAUAGAUACCACCAGAAACCAAUUAGACUGCCUAAAAUGUCAGAUAAGAUACAAGAAGUACGUACUUAAAGGUACCAAAUAUCUUUUUCAAAAUAUUAAGGCUAAAUGGUAAUAAAGAUGAGAACACAGACAGGUCAGUUAUUAAGACAUAGGUUGACACACAGAUUAAUAAAACAGAAUAGUGGCCAAGUAAGAGACCCUUAAAUAUAUGCGUAAUUGACAUAUAAAGAAAUGACACUACAAUCAGUGGGGAAGAUGAACAUGUCAUAAAUGGUAUUAGUCUAUCAAGUAUUCAUAUGUGGAAAAAUGAAAUUUGUCUGUUACCUCAAGUGAACAUAAAAAUCAAUCUCAAUAAAUACCUAACUA